AUGGCAAUGAAGCGAUUCACUUCCCUCUGCCGUCGAUUCCAACGAGACAAACAAUUCGAAGCCGACUAUCACGCCGUAAUACAAGAAUACUUGGAAUUAGGACAUAUGACGAAGAUCACCACGGACCACUGCACGGACGACGGAUAUUUUCUGCCACAUCACGGCGUGAUCAAAGAAUCCAGCCGGACUACAAAACUCCGAGUUGUGUUCGACGGAUCUGCACCAACCACCACCGGAGAUCGGAAAUUCCAACAAAUCUUGUGGCGCAACUCGGACGGAGAAGUGGACAUCUAUCAACUUAACACAGUGACAUUCGGGCUGUCAGCGGCCCCCUAUCUAGCCAUUCGGUGCCUCAAACAACUGGUAGACGACGAGGGACAUCGAUACCCACGAGCAGCGAUGGUCUUACAGCGAGACUUCUUCGUCGACGAUGUUCUCACAGGAGCCGAUACAAAGAACGAGGCACAAUCACUGAGAACGGAGCUCAUAGAGUUGCUUAAAUUAGCCGGCUUAAACAUCCGAAAAUGGGCAGCGAACGACCGGGAACUGCUACGAGGACUUUCCGAGCAGGACAUAAACGAUAAGCUGCUACUAGGCGAAUCGCAAACUUUCAAAACUCUGGGUGUUGUUUGGAAUUCCUUUGACGAUUCGAUCCUAUAUUCCGUCAAAAUCAAUCCUACCGCCUCUCGAAUUACGAAGAAAACAAUCAGCUCCGAAAUUGCCAAGAUCUACGACCCUCUUGGAUUACUGGCACCAGUGAUCGUUCGCGCUAAGAUGUUGCUCCAUCGACUUUGGACUUUAAAACUUGACUGGGACGAAUCUCUUCCGGCUGACGUACAUACAGAAUGGAGCAAAUAUUAUUCACAGCUACCUUUGCUAAAUAACGUGAAGUUUCCACGUAAAACUAUAAUCAAGACUGCAGCGGAAAUUGAAUUACACGGAUUCUGCGACGCCAGCGAAAGGGCGUAUGGGGCAUGCGUCUACCUUCGCACCAUCGCUCCGGAUGGUCAUGUUUGGACACGACUCCUCACUGCAAGGUCAAAGGUGGCUCCACUCAAAUCACAAACCAUUCCAAGGCUGGAACUGAGUGGAGCACUUCUUCUCGCAUCAUUGGCCACUACAGUCCUUCAAGCGUUACCAAGCAACAUUUCUCGGACCGUUUACUGGACUGAUUCUACAAUCGUUUUACACUGGAUUAAUACAUCACCCCAUACGCUGAAAACCUUCGUCGCCAAUCGUGUGACAGAGAUUCAACAAAAGACUCACACCUCAGAUUGGCGCCACAUUCCCACUACCGAUAACCCUGCAGAUCUCAUAUCUCGAGGCCAAUCACCCCAAGACUUCCUGCGAUCUACCAUUUGGCAACAUGGACCAGAAUGGCUCCAACAACCUGAAAAAUACUGGCCGUCGUGGAACCCAGUACCAUUAGUUGAAAUACCAGAGCAAAAGAAGGCAACAUGUCUGUCCGUGACUCCGCCUGACCACAGUCUACUGGAGAGAUAUUCUUCUUGGCCCAAGCUGAUAAGAAUUACCGCUCAUUGCCUCCGAUGGAGGCAAAAACAGGAUCGGGGGGACCUCUAA
This is a messenger RNA of Bombus terrestris (buff-tailed bumblebee), 1581 nucleotides long. RefSeq lists its product as uncharacterized. Bases 1 to 1581 code for a protein of 526 amino acids. The transcript has 2 exons. The record is from RefSeq and is a predicted model, not a curated record. Lineage: Eukaryota; Metazoa; Arthropoda; Insecta; Hymenoptera; Apidae.